Scomber japonicus (chub mackerel) is the source of this 2032-nucleotide messenger RNA. It is a transcript of the gene slc25a25a, whose product is annotated as solute carrier family 25 member 25a. Gene Ontology annotation, molecular function: ATP transmembrane transporter activity; calcium ion binding. The transcript is spliced from 10 exons. The record is from RefSeq and is a predicted model, not a curated record. Gene Ontology annotation, biological process: transmembrane transport. Gene Ontology annotation, cellular component: mitochondrial inner membrane. Lineage: Eukaryota; Metazoa; Chordata; Actinopteri; Scombriformes; Scombridae. The coding region runs from base 62 to 1474 and encodes 470 amino acids.
CGCUGCUGUGCUAUUUAUUUAUUUAUUAUAGAUCCUUUUUUAAAUUUUAAGGAACCACACAAUGCUCAGCCUGUGCCUUUACGUCCCGGUGUCUAACUCAGACCCGGUUGAGGUGGAGUAUUUCGAGUCUAACAGCCUUCCGUCCGAGUUGAAGUCUCUCUUUAACAAACUGAGCGUCUUCCUGCCGUCUCAAGAGUUUUCUACCUAUCAAAGAUGGCGAAAGAAAACUUUAAAAAGGGAAGAAAACGACGCAGACGUACAACUGGAAUUCGACGAGUUUGUGCAAUAUCUUCAAGAUUACGAGAAGGACCUUAAACUUGUGGUGAAGAGUCUCGACAGGAAGAAUGCAGGUCGCGUUGAUGCUAAAGAGUUCAUGCAGUCUCUUUGGGAGAUCGGUGUUCAUAUUUCUCCGAGGCAGGCAGAGAAAGCCCUUCAGAGCAUGGAUAAGAGCGGGAUGAUCACAAUCAGCAGUAAAGACUGGAGCAGCUACCCCAUGGUGGAGAAGGCGGAGAGCAUCCCUGAGAUCAUCCUCUACUGGAAACACUCCACGAUAUUCGACGUGGGUGAGAACCUGAUGGUACCCGACGAGUUCACCGUCGAGGAGAAGAUGACCGGCAUGUGGUGGAGGCACCUGGUCGCAGGCGGAGCAGCUGGAGCCGUUUCCAGGACAUGCACUGCUCCACUGGACCGAGUCAAAGUCAUGAUGCAGGUUUACGGAUCUCGAACCAACAACAUGUGCAUCAUGAGCGGUCUGAUGCAGAUGAUUAAAGAAGGAGGCAUCAGGUCGUUAUGGCGAGGGAACGGCGUCAACAUCAUCAAAAUCGCUCCCGAGUCAGCGCUCAAGUUCAUGGCGUACGAGCAGAUCAAACGGUUGAUCGGCAGCGAUAAAGAGACUCUGAGCAUCUUGGAGAGGUUUGCUGCAGGUUCUCUGGCAGGAGUCAUGGCUCAGAGCACCAUCUACCCCAUGGAGGUUCUGAAAACCCGUCUGGCUUUAAGGACGACCGGACAGUACUCGGGUAUCUCGGACUGUGCGAAGCAGAUUUUCAGGCGAGAAGGCCUGGCAGCGUUUUACAAAGGCUACAUCCCCAACAUGCUCGGCAUUAUCCCCUACGCUGGCAUCGACCUGGCCGUGUACGAGACCUUGAAGAACAGCUACCUGCAGCAGUACGGUACCAACAGCACCGACCCCGGCGUUGUGGUCCUGCUGGCUUGCGGCACCGUGUCGAGCACCUGCGGUCAACUCGCCAGUUACCCCCUCGCUCUCGUCCGCACCCGCAUGCAAGCACAAGCUGCGACAGGAGGCAGCCAGCAGGCCACCAUGUCAAGUCUCUUCAGGCAGAUCCUGCAGACCGAGGGUCCCACGGGUCUCUACAGAGGCCUCGCCCCCAACUUCCUAAAAGUCAUCCCGGCCGUCAGCAUCAGCUACGUUGUGUACGAGCAAAUAAAGACACAGCUGGGAGUGACAUCACGCUGAUUCACCACCACCACCACCAUCACCCUUCCCCCCCUUCCUUUCAUUGUCACCAUGAGGAGUGUGUGACCUCCCACCCUUCCUAAAUACACACACACACACACGCCCCUCCCCCCCCUCCUCUAAAUACCACCCACCUACCCUCUCCCCUACUCGAGGGAAUCCCAGGGACCUUGUUGGGGUUCGUGGACGCUUCUCAUUCUGUGAAUGUCAGCUGACGAAAGACGAGAAAGGCCAAGAAGGAAAGAUGGAAGGAUAUAUGGACUCUGUGAGCUCAGGUGUUUUUUUUGGGGGAGGGGGGGGGAGGGGGGCUGACUGUGACUGUGACUGUGACCGCUGCUAUUUAUGUUUUAAAGAAGUCGCACCAAAGAAGCCUGAAUGUUUAAAAAGACUGUAAAUCAAGAAUCGAGGACCAAAUGUUAAGGUUUUUUUUUUUUUGGCUCUUCAAUUUUUUUUGGUGCCUGAGGAGAAAGUCUUCAGUUCUCAUGUUGGUGUGACUUUACGUUAAGUUUUUUUUGGGGGGGGGUCAGUCAACAUCCGUUAUAUACAUACACACACACA